AUGACACUAUACAGCAAGUCCGAGCUAAUGGUUCCGUUUGUGUUCACUUAUGUGAAUAACUGCGAUCCGAGUUCAACAAUACGCGUCCAUGCCGAGUACACUGAGGAAAGGUACGCGAAUAAAGCCGUCGAGCGGUGUCCAAAUCAUCAGUACAAAGAUACACUUGCAGCGAGUGCAGAUGUUCGCCAGCACUUUGUACGAUGCGAGCAUGCAAGGACAACCUAUGUUGACAAGGACGGCAGCUAUUAUGUACGAAUUCCGAUGUGCGACUCAACUGGCUUCGCCUUUACAUGCUUCAGCUCGUGUUCGGGUGGAAUUAAUCGGCGUCCGCUUCAGCUAGUGUUCACGCUGGAAACAGCGUGA
Molecule: messenger RNA, 363 nt
Organism: Ostertagia ostertagi
Lineage: Eukaryota; Metazoa; Nematoda; Chromadorea; Rhabditida; Trichostrongylidae
Source: the annotation of a GenBank genome assembly